GUGGGGAGAGGCAUUCACUAAUUAGAUAGUAGAUAAGAAUUACUUUAGGUGAAGGGAAAGACAAUAAGUUUUCGUGGAGAAACGGAAUCGAACUUCUAACGAUUUCAUUUUGUUGGGGCUUUUCCUCCCAAAUCAAACUAGCAUGCUGCUCUUGUUCUGUAUCAUCCUUGUAUUCUUUUUGGCCUUGGUGGGAAACUCAACCAUGAUUUACUACAUUUGCUUGGAUUCCCAUCUCCACACACUCACGUACUUUCUCCUCAGCCAGCUCUCCCUCAUGGACCUGAAGUGUAUUUCUACCACAGUCCCAAAGAUGGUUUACAAUUUCCUUUCUGGUCAUAAAGGCAUCUCUUUUCUAGGGUGUGGCAUUCAAAGCUUCUUGUUGUUGACAAUGGCCAGUUCUGAAGUCUUACUCUUGGCCUCCAUGGCCUAUGACCAUUAUGUGGCCAUCUGUCAUCCCCUCUGUUAUCCCAACCUUAUGAAUAGAAGAACAUGUGUCCAAAUGAUCAUAGCGUCUUGGAUCUUGGGAUCCAUCAACUCCUUGGCACACACAGUCUAUGCUCUUCAUAUUCUUUACUGCCAGGGUAGAGCCAUUGAUCAUUUCUUUUGCGAUGUCCCAGCCGUGUUGCCUCUUGCAUGUAUGGACACCUGGGCCUAUGAGUACACGGUUUUUGUGAGCGCUAGCCUCUGUCUCCUCCUUCCUUUCCUUGGCAUCACUGCUUUCUAUGGCAGAGUCCUUUUGGCUGUCUACCAUAUGUGCUCCAAAGGGGGAAGCACAAAGGCCUUCACCACCUGUUCAACUCAUUUAACUCUAGUUACUUUGUACUAUGCACCUUUUGUCUACACCUAUCUUCGGCCCAGGAAUCUCUGCUCUUCAGCAAAAGAUGAGAUUUUGGCCUUUUUUUACACCAUCCUCACUCCCAUGCUCAAUCCCAUUAUCUCCAGCCUGAGGAAUAAGGAAGUCCUGGGGGGCCAUGAAAAGAGUGUUUGGAGUAUUCUCUUCCAAGAAAAAAUAGUCAUGGCUCUCCUUAUUGCGCUCUUUUUUUUUCCUUUUUCACGUUGAUAAGAACAUCCUAGUGCUGUUCAAUA
Loxodonta africana (African savanna elephant) is the source of this 1086-nucleotide messenger RNA. RefSeq names its product olfactory receptor 2L13-like. Gene Ontology annotation, biological process: G protein-coupled receptor signaling pathway; detection of chemical stimulus involved in sensory perception of smell. The record is from RefSeq and is a predicted model, not a curated record. Bases 143 to 1060 code for a protein of 305 amino acids. Gene Ontology annotation, cellular component: plasma membrane. Lineage: Eukaryota; Metazoa; Chordata; Mammalia; Proboscidea; Elephantidae. The transcript has a single exon. Gene Ontology annotation, molecular function: olfactory receptor activity; G protein-coupled receptor activity.